AUGUCAGAGAUUCUCCAGUACUGGGCACCUGUGUUUAACAGCCUGUCUGUCAUUUCCAAUUGGGAAACCCCCAAUCAUCGAGACCAUUUAUCUAUUCCUGAAUGCUUUGACAUUCUCACUACCAUGGGGAAUUAUUCUAAUGCUUGGAUGAGUAUGCCAAGCCUUCAGCUGGAGUUCAGGUACAAUCCAGGUUGCAUGAUUGUGUUUUCCAGAAAGAUUGUGAGACAUGGGGUUCAUGCAGUGGAAGGGGAUUGGAUU
This is a messenger RNA of Suillus subaureus, 258 nucleotides long. RefSeq lists its product as uncharacterized. The transcript has a single exon. The record is from RefSeq and is a predicted model, not a curated record. NCBI's taxonomy places the organism in Eukaryota, Fungi, Basidiomycota, Agaricomycetes, Boletales, Suillaceae. The annotation marks the transcript as partial.